AUGUGUCACCUCUCGCAAGAAGCGAAAGCGCAACAAGUUGCCAAGAUUGGCUCCGCUAAUCACUCUUCCCGAGAAAGCCAAAAGGCCAAGUCAUCCCAGGGGAUACACCUAGAAAAUGUCAGUGAAUACAUUGAUGAUCUAAUCAAAACAUUGGGAUACACCAAGACGGCUCAGAUCGUUCGUGUCCAGCGCAGCCUUCUCAAAGGUAAAAGCGCAGAGCUCUACCAGAGCUUCUACAUCAAACGGUUCACCCAAGAGGUCACAUCUGAGGACCAACAGAAGAAGGCAUUGAGCCAAGUCAUGAAUGACAUGGCCUUGAAAAUCUUUGCUGAUGGAGCCUGGGCAGCUCGUUCCCAGAAGCGCUACAUGCGCAAUAAUCUAUUCAUGGGCAACAUGGAUCCGGAGAAAUUUGCGGACCGCCUUGAAAAGCUAAACGAUUAUUUGAAAUAUUUCCCCAUUGACAAGGUGGAAAUGGAACAUCCCCCAAACAAGAAACUUGAUUGGGAUGAACUGGUUGACAUCAUGGACUAUUCCACGCCUAGGCGCUGGCACCCCUUGAUGCCCAGCCAGGGCAAGCAGCCACACCUGUUCAAGAGCUUCAAUGAGGCUGUGACAUACUACCAGCGACUUUACAAAGCCGACCUACUUUCCCGCAAGCUCUCCGAAGCCAAUGGUUUCAAUGGAGGCAACAACGGAGGUGGAGGUGGUCCUGGUGCGGUGGUGCAAAACCUAACCCGUGGACUAACAAGAACCACAAUAGAACAGGACGGCAUCCCCAAACCUGUGGGAGAUCACGGUGGACCAAGUCUGGCACACAAAAUCUGA
Messenger RNA from Seminavis robusta, 825 nucleotides. The record is from the annotation of a GenBank genome assembly. NCBI's taxonomy places the organism in Eukaryota, Bacillariophyta, Bacillariophyceae, Naviculales, Naviculaceae.